Messenger RNA from Trichogramma pretiosum, 5011 nucleotides. RefSeq names its product rho GTPase-activating protein 44-like. The transcript is spliced from 10 exons. The coding region runs from base 908 to 3724 and encodes 938 amino acids. Gene Ontology annotation, molecular function: protein binding; GTPase activator activity. Gene Ontology annotation, cellular component: cytoplasm; intracellular anatomical structure. The record is from RefSeq and is a predicted model, not a curated record. Gene Ontology annotation, biological process: positive regulation of GTPase activity; regulation of actin cytoskeleton organization; signal transduction. Lineage: Eukaryota; Metazoa; Arthropoda; Insecta; Hymenoptera; Trichogrammatidae.
CACUCGCGGCGGUACCCCAGUUGUAUAUAUACCUUAUCUCCUCGCUCGUCGCCCGUCUGCCGCCAAUAAUCCGAGACUCCUUUUUUCCAACAUGAUCCGACGCCUGAAACUGCGGAUCCUGGCGAAAGAGGCAGAUUCGUGUUUGGCCAGUCUGCCAGCAGCGUUAUUAUAGCUGCAGAUGCGAGUCGUGGCUGCUCGCUGGCGUAAUACACGCACUGACACAUGUGUUCGACUGCUCGUGUGUCGACAGGCGCUCCAAAGAGCGAGAGAGAGAGUGAGAAAAAGAGAAAGACCGAGAGAUCGAGUGUGCAAAUGAAAGAGAGACGAUCGGACACGAUGAGUUGUAUACCUAUACGAUGUUGCAGCUCUUGUUGAUCGGAUAGUUUUAAUUGAUAGCGCCUCUCGUCGUCAGUGUGCGCGCGAGUGCCUUAUUGUUCGCUUGCUUCGGACCGAGCGUCGCUCGCUCAAUUUCGCCUGUUUAUUAUCUUCGGACCGAGCGUCGCUCGAGUACUUUUUUUUUUUUUUUUUUACUGAUUACAACUCGUGCCAGGCCACGGGAGCGUGCUGGACUUGCACGAUUAGCAGUGCGGCCUUUGAUUGUGCGGGCCCGCGCGCGAUUAUUCUGCUUUCGCAGUUCUCUGCCUGUCUGGCUGCAGCUCUGCCUUGUACUUUCAACUCGACGUUAAUAUACGCGCGUGCAUCAACUGAUACUGCUUCGAUAUACGAGCUAAAAUAUAUUCGUGCAUACACAUAAAUAUAUUACAUGCGUGUAUACGUACACACGCGCGCUUACAUAGGUAGAAAGAAGAAUACUUGCGUUGUGCGUCAGUGUUGUUGCGUGCACUCUAUAUGAACCUACGUUAUUUGCUCGACCGUGUCGGAAUCGAGCGAUACGUAUCCGACGACCAUGAAGAAACAAUUUUUCAGGGUCAAGCAGCUCGCUGAUCAAACCUUCUCCAGAGCUGAAAAAACUGAAGUCCUUACUGAUGAUUUGCAAGCAGCGGAUAAACAUGUUGAACAAAUUAGAGCAGCCCUUGUGGGCCUCAACAAAAGACUUUCUAAUAAGUCCAGUGAGUCCACUAAAGAAGAUACUCAUAAAGAAAAACGCCUUAAAAAAUGUCCUGAAUAUAUUUUGGGACAAACAAUGCUGGAUAAUGCAGGAGAAGAAGGUUUAAUGACUUACACUCUAACGGAAUGUGGAAGAGCACAAAUUGCCUUGGCUAAUGAAAUUGUAGAUCAUGAAUCAAAAGUUGAACAAUAUGUUUCAGUACCUUUGCAAAGUAUUUUAGAUUCAGAUGUUCCAAAUAUUUUGAAGCACAAACGAAAUCUACAACGUCUUAUCUUAGAUAUGGAUAGCACACGAACACGUUAUCAUCAAGCCAGUAAACAUAACAGUACUGGUGCUACCAAAGUAGACAGUUUAAAAGAUGAAUUAGAGGAAGCUGAAUCUAAAGUUGAAGCAUGUAGAGAUCAAUUAGCUGCUGAAAUGUUCCAACUUAUGUCAAGAGAAUCUGAGCUUGCCCAAACCAUUAUCCAGUACGUUAAAUUACAGAGAGCAUACCAUGAAAGUGCUCUGCAUUGUCUUGAAGAUUUAAUACCUGAUUUAGAAUGUUACAUAAAUGAUAAUGAAAUGAAACCAGUGUAUGGAUACUCCUUAGAAGAACAUUUGAGAGUCACCAACCGCAAAAUUGCUUUUCCUAUACAGUUAUGUAUAUCAGCUCUUCUGAGACUGGGUAUGGAAGAGGAAGGAUUGUUUAGAAUUGCCAGUGGUGCUUCAAAAUUAAGAAGAAUUAAGUUGAGCUUUGAUGCUUGUUGCUUAACUCUUCCAAUAGCUUUAGGGUAUAAAGAUUCUCAUGUGAUAGCUGGAGCAUUAAAGUCUUAUUUACGGGAACUACCAGAACCUUUACUUACAUAUAAACUGUAUCCUGAAUGGAUGGCAGCUGCAAAAAUUCCUCACACUGAUUCAAGACUUCGGACAAUGUGGGAUGUACUUCAUAAACUACCAGCUCCUAAUUUCGAGAAUCUAAAGUUCCUCAUCAAAUUUUUUUCCAUCUUAGCAAAAAAUCAAGAAAUUAAUAAAAUGACACCUUACAAUAUUGCAAUAGUGGUAGCUCCAAAUUUGAUGUGGAAUUCUCAAGAGGAUCCAACAACAGUAGUUAUGGAUGCAGCAAACAAUUCUAGUCUGAUAGUUGAGCAAAUGAUAACAUAUGCCGACUGGUUCUUUCCCGGUGAAGUCGAUUUUGAUCGUGAACUAGACAUCAGCGGAAUGAUAAACGGAUCUGAAAUGAGUACUCCAACGUCUAGUGGUCUACGGCGUUGUGUCUCGCAAAGUAGUCUUAGUGAUCAUGCUGAAAGUCCGACUCACGGUAGCCCAAAACCAGCCACACGUAGAAAAAAUAAACCUGCUCCAACCCCACCGUGUGGCAAUACUCCAGAUAAACAAUCGGUUCAACACGAGAAGAGGCCGGACGACAAACCACCACCUGCGCCUGAUAAGCCACCUCGGCCAGUUAAUACAUCGACAUUAAAUCGACCAUCUCACAAGGCUCUAAAGCAAGAAACUAAUCCUGAUGUAUUACGGGGUAGUAAUGGCACUUCAACCCCUCAUAAAACAGAUACUAAGUUGAAUAAAAGUAUGUGUCGAAGCUUGGACAGCGAUACAAAAUCUAUAGAUUUGGAGAGUCCAAAAAAAUUUGAUGAUUCAAAGGAGGAAUCAAAUCUUUUAGACACAGUAAAAUUGCAACAUUCAGAAAUUACUUUUCCCAGCAAUAAAAUUGACAAUCAUGUUAAAAAAAGUAAAGAAAUUGAUAAUUUCACUCACAUAGGUUUUGAAAUGUUCAACCAGAAAUUAGAUAAUUCAUCGGCGGACUUGUUAAGCAAAUCUUUUAAUGUAACAUUGACAGAUACACCAAUAAUGACACCAGAAAGUUUCGAAAAAAUAGACUCACCAAAAGCGAAAACAUCAGAUGAAGUACAAGCUACAUCGUCUUUGGAAAGACGGAAGCCCGUGGCUGCUCCCCGAGUUGCAUCGAAUUCUGCACAGAAUCAACAAGAAGAAAAUGUUGAAUUACGUAAAAAAUUUGAAUCCAUCUUAACCAUGAACGAUCGAAAUGGUAAACCAGCUAUUCCAGAACGACCAGCUGGACUUGCUCGACCUCAGAGUUUGAUUCGGCCGCAUCCACGACUUAGUAACGAAAAUUUGGAUUCUAGCCCUGCGCCAAUGCCCCUCGAACGCUCACAAAUGCAUUCUAUGGAAAAAUUGCAGCAGGUCAGUGUAGUGCAAGUACAAAAUGGAAAUAAUAUCCCGUCCGAAAACAGCAGCAACAAAAUUAGCAUCACGGGCAACGUGAACUUGCAAAGAAGUCCUAGUGUAGGCAGUCGGCCUGCCUCGAUGUCAGUGUCUCAACAUCACCUCGACACCACUGGUGGUUCGAGCGUGGGCCAUACCAACAGUCUUCACAGGCCUGAAAAACCACCUCGACCAGAUUUACCCGAACAAAUACGUUCGCAUUCACGCACGCGAUCGGAAGGUAACAUAGUUGAUGUCCAGACUCAAAGCGAUACUGCUGUUACGCACCGGUCUCUCAAUCAUCAGCACUUACAACAGCAGCAGUUACCAGCUUCACCAAGGUUUCAUCAACGACCUCCAAGACCUCAGCCUCCACCGCCACCUCCGCCAACUAAUGUUAGAUCUAAGUCUGAUAACGAAAGCACUAAUCUUUAGUGACCUUUAAUGUUGGUUAACUGAAAAGGAAUAAUUGUUAUUUCGUUCACCUUGUUACGAUUAUGCAGGUUGAAAUGGGUUAUUUAAAAUAUUUCUCUGACUGUAGCUAUCGUACAUGGUUUUUAUCAAUUUAUUAUUUGACAGUUGUUAUCGGCAAGAAAAUACCGAAUAUUCAAUCAUUAUUAGUAACACAAGUUGAACAAGUCAUCAUUAAUCUUAACUUGAUGCAAAAGUCGGCUUUUGAAAUUUUAUCAAUUAAAGCUUAGUUACUAUUACGUUCAUUGGUGCUUUCUUCAAUGAAUUUCGUCUUUAUAAAAACUGUAUGUAAAUUAAGAGUCAAUUAUGUUGAAGUUUGGCGAAUAUAAUGAUCAAAUAUUUGACAAUGUUAUAACUGGAUGUUCGAAGGUUUUAUUAUGAAAAUUAUUUUUAUUAUUCUACUUUUCAUAAAAAAAUGUUACUUAUUCACUUUGAAAAACUUAAAAAUGUUUUCAGAUAUAAAUCAGGUAUUUUUGCAAUAUAUAGUUUUUAUACCUACUACUGUUUUUCGUAACAUAAUGUUGCGAUAUCACAUAAGUGUGUUGAAAUUUUAUUGAAAUAGGAGACGAUUUUGCCUCGAUCUCUUUUUCCAAUGUUAUUAUCUAACGCACAGGGUUUAAAUGUGCUAGCAUUUAAAGAUUACAUCAAUUCUAAGUUAAUUAAUGAGAUGCAUUUCUCUAAUAUGUUGGGCCAAGCAUAAGUUUGCUAUUGGAUUUAAGAUUAAUUGUAAAACUUCAACGACUUACGUUGAGUUUCUUACAUUCAUAACAACUACAUUAUCUUUAUUCAAUUUUUGUUCCACAUUAAACGUGAAUAUGAAUUUACGUCAGUUCAAUUUUUAUGACAAAAUGUAAAUAUACUAUUUAAGGUUUUAUAAAAAUAAGUAUAUCUUUUUUCUUAAUGUGAUUAUGUCCAGAGACUACAUCAGCAUAGUCUUUUUUAAUUUCCAAACAGUCAUUUUUAAGACAAAUUACGAUUGAAUUGUAAUAAUCAUUUGCAGUGUAUUUUACACUUCAAUGCAAAUACUUAUAGUGCUACAACAAAGUAAUCGUAUUAAAUAAUAAAAAAAAUAUUUUGUGAUUCAAAGUUUAUAUUUAUGAUAAAAAAGUUGUCGUAAAAUUGUUUGGCCUGCAAUGACCUAAGUGAAGCUUAGGCUGUGAAUAUAUUUGAGUAUUAUCAUUUGUAAAUAAAAAGAUUUUCUUUAAUUAAUAAUUACUAUUACUGAGUCACAUACCUGUGACAUUCAACUGA